Penicillium egyptiacum is the source of this 549-nucleotide messenger RNA. The record is from the annotation of a GenBank genome assembly. Lineage: Eukaryota; Fungi; Ascomycota; Eurotiomycetes; Eurotiales; Aspergillaceae.
AUGGGCUUUCCACUACCACUGGAGUUGAUACAGACUGUGUUGGAGUUCAUUAUUGCCGAGGAGAACGCCAACGUGCCCCCAUAUGUCACUCAGAACACCAAUUUGGCCCCAUAUGCCACUGUCAACCGCGACUGGCAGGCAAUUAUCGAGAGGCAAACCUUUUCAAGCAUCAAGAUCAACACAAACAAGCGACUAGCAGAGUUCAAACAAUUACCAUGGGACCAGUUAUCAUGGAGCCAAAGAAGAAGCCAUAUAAGGGAAAUCCAUUUCAUCGUGGAGCUGGAGUCGUAUGAUGGCGAGGCUCGCACACUGUACGAAAAUGAAGAGGAGAUGCAGCGAAACAGCAAAGUUUUUACCACUUCAAUUCAGUCACUAUUCAAUGCCCUAUCCGAAUGGCCGGACAACGAAGCGGGCAUCAGUCUUUCGAUUAUGGCGCAGUCCCCCGGCGAUAUUAGCGCCCAAGGUCCCGAGGCAAGGAAGCAGCGCGGGUGGGGAAAAUCACGUCUCUUAACUGAUGACAUCUGGGACAAGCGAUAUGAAAGAUCGUAG